AUGACGAGGGUUUAUGUUUACAGUGUCGCUCUCGCAGUAUUUAUCGCUGCGACAACAAUGACUUUUGUAUCCAUCUUCAUACCCGACUGGAUUACAUGGGAUGUGACGACACCGAACGGUAAUCAUGUAACGAAAUCGAUAGGACUUCAUCGCAGCUAUAGUUCGCUCACAGGCCACUCUUCUCACUUCCCUACAUCGGAAGAUUGUGCAGGGCCAGACAGGGGAUUCUGUUCCAUGUGGCGAUCUGUAGGAUUUCUCAUGUCUUUUGCGGCUGUGGUAGAGUUGGUUACAUUGGUGGCAUAUGUAGUUGUCUUAUUCGGUGGCAAGCAGAAGAGAGAGACGGGCUGGAAAAUACUAGCUUUCUUGCUAGUCUUGGUGGGUAUAGUUCAAGCAGCUGGGAUGAGUAUUGUGGCCUAUCUAUAUGACCAUGAUGAACAAUUCUUCCCGGGCUGGAAGCUGGACAAAGGAUGGAUUUUCUGCACUGUCAGUUGGUGUCUCUCGAUUGCAUCCGCUGCAGGUAUUGCCAUCUCUGCAUUUGCCCUCGCCCCUGAAGAUGGCUACGAACUCAUACCAAGUGAGCGCUCCGGAGGAAUUUCCGCAUAA
Botrytis porri is the source of this 603-nucleotide messenger RNA. RefSeq lists its product as uncharacterized. Bases 1 to 603 code for a protein of 200 amino acids. The record is from RefSeq and is a predicted model, not a curated record. The transcript is spliced from 3 exons. Lineage: Eukaryota; Fungi; Ascomycota; Leotiomycetes; Helotiales; Sclerotiniaceae.